CUGGCUCUGUGCCCGCCGCUUUGCGACGGUCCGCGGGAGGCAGGCCUUUCCCCUCGGGCCUGCCGAGGCAGGCGGAACUCUGGCGUCUGUGAAACACUGCAAGUCAAGUGGCAUAAGUAGAUGAUUGUUGAACUUUUAUUUUGAAUUUGAUCCAACAAAAAGGGAUACUGGUAGAAAAUGUCACCUGGGAAAGUUCUGCAACCUGUACUGAAAAUGAAGGUGGAUGAACUCUUUUUGUGCUGGCUGAGUCAGCCUGCAACUCAGUUGAUGCUAAAGGACUGCUUGAGAAGAAUCAAGAAUGAGGAGAAAACAGAGAUUGGUAAUGGAGAUUCAGGAAACAGUAAAAAUGAGAGGGUGACUAAUAAAAAUUCCAAUCAAUGCAUAUUAGGAGAUACCAGAUUGCCUUUGUUAUCUUUCAAUCCUCCUCAACUUUCUACUAUUCUUCCAUUGGCAACUCCGGCUGGCCUAAGGAACGCUUCUAAUGUUAGAGCAACACGUCGAUCCUCAGGAACCAAAGUAGUUCAGACAAAGAAGGAAGAAACUUUGCAACCAUCGCUUAGUCAAAACAUUCCAACUUUCUAUUUUCCUCGAGGAUGUCCUAAGGAAAAAGUGAAUAUAGAUGCUGUGAUUGCCAAAAUUGAGAGAACUUUCUCUGAGUUUCCAAAUGAGAGGGCAACAUUAGAAGACAUGGGGAAGGUUGCAAAGGCUUGUGAAUGCCCACUUUACUGGAAAGGUCCUUUGUUUUAUUGUGCUGGAGGUGAACGAACAGGAUAUGUGUCAGUUCAUAAAUUUGUUGCAAUGUGGAGGAAAAUACUUCAGACCUGCUAUGAUGACGCUGCAAAGUUUGUUCACCUUCUAAUGAACCCUGGAUGCAACUACUUGGUGCAAGAAGACUUCAUUCCUUUUUUACAAGAUGUGGUGAAUAGUCAUCCUGGCCUAUCAUUUUUAAAAGAAGCAUCUGAAUUUCAUUCUCGGUACAUUACCACAGUUAUACAGAGAAUAUUUUAUACAGUAAAUAGGUCCUGGUCUGGGAAAAUAACUUGUAACGAGCUCAGGAAGAGCAACUUUUUGCAGAAUGUGGCAUUAUUGGAAGAGGAAGCUGAUAUUAACCAGCUGACAGAGUACUUCUCAUAUGAACAUUUUUAUGUUAUCUAUUGCAAAUUUUGGGAGCUGGAUACAGACCAUGACCUCUAUAUUGAUCGGAAGGAUUUAGCUCGACAUAAUGAUCAUGCAAUUUCAAAUAGGAUGAUAGAGCGUAUCUUCUCAGGAGCAGUUACAAGAGGUAGAAAAGCACAAAAAGAUGGAAAAAUUAGCUAUGCUGAUUUUGUCUGGUUUUUGAUAUCUGAAGAGGACAAGAAGACACCAACUAGCAUUGAAUACUGGUUUCGCUGCAUGGAUCUCGAUGGGGAUGGUGCUUUGUCUAUGUAUGAAUUGGAGUAUUUUUAUGAAGAACAGUGCCAAAAAUUAGAUAACAUGGCCAUAGAACCUUUGCCUUUUGAAGACUGUUUGUGCCAGAUGCUGGAUCUUGUGAAGCCACAAUAUGAAGGAAGAAUUACUCUGCAUGAUUUAAAGCGAUGUAAGUUGACAAAUGUGUUUUUUGAUACUUUUUUCAACAUUGAAAAAUACCUUGACCAUGAACAGAAGGAUCAGUUUUCUAUGUUGCGGGAUGGCGAAGGUGACAGCCAAGAGGUCUCUGACUGGGAGAAGUAUGCUGCUGAAGAGUAUGAUAUCUUGGUAGCAGAAGAGGCAGCAAGUGACCAGUGGAAUGACGGGUAUGAAGCAGAACUGAAUCCUGUAGACCAUCAGAAGGCCAACGUCCUAAAGUAUCAAAUGGAGAAAAGACCAUUUUUUGAAAUGCCUUCCCAUCUGGCUGAUGUAGACUUGGAUGAAUAUGACUAUGAAGAGGACUUUGAGUAGUGGUUACUUCUGGUCAAUGCUUGCAGAAGAGAAUGGACAGUCUGCAGCAGGUCUGCUAAACACCUGUACAUCUCAGUGGGGUUUGUUUCCAGGAAGUCAGUUUAGUUUUGUGCUAAAAAAUAUUUAAUCACUACACUAUCUUUUAAAUAAAAGAAGCACAUUUGUAUGGAAUGAUGAAACUUUUUGUAUUUAUUCAAUAGUCUAUAGUUUGUAAAAUAGAUUAAAAUAUUUAUUUACAGAUGUUGCAUAAUUUCUUUUUGGAAGAAUAACAAUAUUUGACUUUAGAGAAAAGCAAUUUACUGUUUUUAAGAGAACUGUAUAAUUCUCUCUAAGUUGAUGUGUGGUGCACUGACCACCUCCAUCCCGUACGUGAUGAGGUGUCCUGUCCUGGUAUGGGAGGUAAGGAGACAAUUUAUAGCUGGUCUGCAAAGCCUAUGUGCUCAAAGAGACAGCUCUAGGGCUUUCGUGCCUUAGCAAGGUGGAGAUGUGACUGUGAGUGCGUGAUUAGCGCUCAUUUACAGGUAGAGUUGUUUGACAAGCUGAGUGUAUUGGUGCACAAGGAAAGUGAACGCCUGAGACAAGUCACUUCUCUUCUCCAUGUAGUCCUUGUUUGCCCCAACUUUUAGUUUUGCUUGCCCUUUUAAACUUCGGUCUUUUCAUCAAUGUUCAUUAUAAAAAGAUUAUUUAAUAAUGAAGUCUGGCUUAGUGUUCAUGCUUGAUCCAAAAUAGACGUGUUAAUUCAUGUAGAAGGAACCAAUUUUUUUUUAAAUCCUUUGUAUAAAUGUUACUUGAUCAGUGAUGUGCACUAAUUUGUUGUGGGCUUUUGUCUGUCCCCUCUCUCUUGUUUGCUAUUGACACAUUCCAUGGAUAUUCAUCAGUGUCACAGCAGCUUGAAAUUGUUGCCUCACUCUUACUGUUAAACAGAUUUUGUUGGAGAAAAAAAUGUACAAAAAGAUGUAAGUUAUUUUUUGGUUGCAGUGUAGAUCUGUUAAAAUGUUUAAAAAUCAUGUUUGUAUUUUCAAAUAAAGAUUUUCAUACAUGAUUUUAACAGUUCUAAUUAUUACGUUAUAUUCUGCAUGCAGUUAACUACUUCCUAUUAAAGAACCGUUUAAGAUGAUGGGUUAUACAUGUACAGUCUGGUUGGAUAAUUACACAAAGCUGAAUAUUCCAAGCAAGCUCCAGCAGGUUUUUCCUCAUCUAAAAGCUAGUGUUGCUGAACAGCUGGAAGUGGCUCAGAAAAAUCUGUUCUGCUCAACUCCUUGUGCAGAGUUACGAACCUGUGUAUCUUAAGUAAUGAAACCCAUUGCUACCAUUUGUUUAGUGAACCUUACCAAGGAAAACUCAAGUCCUUUUAAUACUAUUCAAAGGAUUUUUAAAAAUAAAAUCAGUGUUUGUUUAUUCAAAUUUUAAUGGAAACUUAUCAAUGUCAAGUUUCUCUAGCACUGGCCACAUACCUUUCACUACUUGCCUAUGGUUUGGGGUUUUUGAACAGUGAAGAUACACAGAGGCUUUGUGUUAAGCUCUGUUCCCUAAAGUGCUGUGGGAAAGGAUGACCAACUGCCUUUCUAGAAGAUGAUCCUGAACUUCUGGUGCUGUUCAAGGGGUGCUGACUUAAACCCUUCUUAAAAAGGGGCUUGUAAAUGGCCAUGUACAGCUGCAGGUUUCUUAUCACACAGUAAUGUUUUUCCAUGAAACACCUGGAGCUGGGUGUGGGCCAGGCCUCUCCUGCAGAGCCUGUAGCUGUUGUUGCCACUUUGUGUUUGGUGAAGAGCCUCUUAAAUCCUGUUCCCUAUUGUGCUUUGGAUAACCAAGCCCCCCCCCCUUUUUUUUUUUCCUGGAGGAUUUGCACAGCUCCAGUACAGCAAAUUAUGGUGCUGCUGUGGAAGUGACUUUUCUUGCACUACAUGAACUGGAAAGAUGACUGUACCUUCCCCUGGAAAGGUAAUUCCCAGCCCAGGUCCUUUGUUACAAGAAUUAAAGCAUCUGCAUGUUUGAUGUGGUCUGAGGUCUCAGUGUUUUCUUAGUCCAAGUCUAGCUGCAGACUUGGUCUAUUCUGACUACCUGGUAAGUGUUUAGGCCUAGAUCCAUAAAUCUAGAUGGGGGAAACAUCACGAUCACAGUUGAGAGGUGGGAGGGAGUCACAGGGGAACUGAGAACAAGCUGAUCUGGGUGAGAAUCAGCAUUAUCUAGUAGAGUGCUACCUCUGUCCUAGUGUGAGCCUUGUACAAAAUGGAAUAUAAGGGUUUU
Molecule: messenger RNA, 4164 nt
Organism: Grus americana (Whooping crane)
Lineage: Eukaryota; Metazoa; Chordata; Aves; Gruiformes; Gruidae
Gene: PPP2R3B
Product: protein phosphatase 2 regulatory subunit B''beta
Exons: 14
Coding region: 178-1917 (579 amino acids)
Biological process (GO): protein dephosphorylation
Cellular component (GO): protein phosphatase type 2A complex
Molecular function (GO): protein phosphatase regulator activity; calcium ion binding
Source: RefSeq, a predicted model, not a curated record